AUGGAAUUGAGCGCACAUAACGUAGUGGUUGUGUCCAGUAAGGAUAGCAAUGGAGUUACGGCUCUGCCAAUUCCAGAUUCUCACGGUCUGGUCAUCGGAAGCAGAGAUGAUCCAUGGAUACUUGUUGUGGAAGAAAGUGGUACGAAUGUAGUCAAGAUGUCCAAGAAGAGUGAAAAUGCAUCGCUUUUGCUUGUAAUUCCACACUUUAAUCUUAUAGUCAUCUCCUCCAGACACAAAAAUAGGUUGAUCGUGAUGGAAGCAGAUUCCUCUAACUGGUCCAUCAUGUUCAUCGAACUUGUCGAGCAAAACACACAUUCGAUAGUCCCAAAGUUGGAUAACUCCACUGUGGAGAGAAGUGAGAACCCAUGGUCUGGUAGGGUGGAAGGAUAUUCCUUAAAAUGA
Messenger RNA from Caenorhabditis remanei, 402 nucleotides. RefSeq lists its product as uncharacterized. The record is from RefSeq and is a predicted model, not a curated record. The transcript has a single exon. Lineage: Eukaryota; Metazoa; Nematoda; Chromadorea; Rhabditida; Rhabditidae. Bases 1 to 402 code for a protein of 133 amino acids.